CACAAACAAGGACGAGCCGGGGGAGAGAGCACCGAUCACCGGCAGAAGAAUAUAUAUAUUAUUUUUGUCCGGCCAGAAAUGGAAUGCUUGUGACAGAGUGUCUGGAAGCUUCUGAUUUCCCAUGGUCAGCAGACUAUAAGAGGUGUAAUGGUUACAGACACAAUCCACCAUGUCCACCAUCAAGGUAGACCCAGAUGUGGAGUUUUGCUCCAUUGCUCCCUUGGAGGAUGAUCUCGGGAGCCCGCUACCUAAGGAGUUCUUCACAGACUUAGGGGACAUCCAGGAUAUCUCUCAGAAUAUCGGGGAUGACUGUUCCACCUCAUUCAGUGUGGCAGAGUACCAGUAUCUGGGAAACAGCCCCGGUUCCAAUGGGUCUGUUAGCACAGAUCAGACAGAUACCCUCUCACCAGCAUCCAGCCCGUCUUCAAUCACAUUCCCAGCAACACUGAGCGGCACAGAAGACCCCAACAAGUCACUGAGCAUCGAGUGUCGGGUGUGUGGAGAUAAAGCAUCAGGAUUUCACUAUGGAGUGCAUGCCUGCGAGGGCUGCAAGGGCUUUUUCCGAAGAACAAUACGCCUGAAACUAGUAUAUGACCGUUGUGAGCGGGCCUGUAAAAUCCAGAAGAAAAAUCGGAACAAGUGCCAAUAUUGCCGGUUCGAAAAGUGCCUUAGUGUGGGAAUGUCCCAUAAUGCGAUUCGGUUUGGGAGAAUGCCUCGUUCAGAAAAAGCAAAGCUGACGGCGGAAAUUCUGACCAGCGAGCAGGAUAUCAAGGACUCUCACAUAGCCGACCUUCUGUCCCUGGCCAAACUCCUCUAUGAUGCCUAUCAGAAAAACUUCAAUAUGAACAAAUUAAAAGCUCGGGCCAUUCUCACGGGGAAAGGCAGCAACCCAGCUCCAUUUGUGAUACAUGACAUGGAGACGUUGUGUAUGGCGGAGAAAACACUGGUAGCCAAAUUAGUGGCCAACGGUAUUCAGAACAAAGAAGCCGAGGUACGCAUCUUCCACUGCUGUCAGUGCACUUCGGUAGAAACGGUCACAGAACUUACAGAGUUUGCCAAAUCCAUACCGGGUUUUACUGAGCUGGACCUAAACGAUCAGGUGACUCUGUUAAAAUACGGAGUCUACGAAGCCAUGUUUGCCAUGCUGGCUUCAGUGAUGAACAAAGACGGGAUGUUGGUGGCUUAUGGAAAUGGUUUUAUUACCCGGGAGUUCUUGAAGAGUUUGAGGAAGCCAAUUGGUGACAUGAUGGAACCGAAGUUUGAGUUUGCCAUGAAGUUCAAUGCCCUGGAACUGGAUGACAGCGAUAUUGCAUUGUUUGUUGCUGCUCUUAUUUGUUGUGGAGACCGUCCUGGACUGCUCAAUGUUCCUAGCAUCGAGAGAAUGCAAGAAAACAUUGUCCACGUCUUGAAGCUUCACCUCCAGUCCAACCACCCGGAUGACGGCUUCCUCUUUCCCAAACUCUUACAGAAAAUGGCCGACCUGAGGCAGCUUGUAACGGAACACGCCCUCCUUGUCCAGACCAUCAAAAAGACUGAAACCGAUGCGUCUCUUCACCCAUUACUGCAAGAGAUCUACAGGGACAUGUAUUGAAGGCCAGAGGAAUUGGUUCAAGGAUUUUUUUAAUCUUCGUUCUGAUGGGAGCAAGGUUCUACAAAACCAUUUUCUUCCUCUGGCGGGUUUGGUUAAACCGCAUCCGUGCCUUCUACUUUGCCAGUGCUAAAAGACAGAAGUUCUCCAGUUGUUUUAACAAGUGGGGAAAAACAGUUCCUCAUAGUCAUAUCAAUCUUCCUAGAAAUCAAAGAAAAAGGCUAUAUUUUAAUUAUGUCACAGGAUGUCUCCAAUUUUACAAGCCGUCUAGAUUUUGAUGAUCAUCUAGCAAUAUUAAAUCAGGUUUAACUCAGGUUAAUCCAAGGAGAGGGCUGUCCUUGGUAUCAUGGUACUCCACAGCUU
This is a messenger RNA of Nanorana parkeri, 1951 nucleotides long. RefSeq names its product peroxisome proliferator activated receptor alpha (gene PPARA). The record is from RefSeq and is a predicted model, not a curated record. Gene Ontology annotation, molecular function: zinc ion binding; RNA polymerase II cis-regulatory region sequence-specific DNA binding; nuclear receptor activity. Gene Ontology annotation, cellular component: nucleus. Gene Ontology annotation, biological process: positive regulation of transcription by RNA polymerase II; negative regulation of inflammatory response; negative regulation of transcription by RNA polymerase II. Bases 170 to 1591 code for a protein of 473 amino acids. The transcript has 9 exons. NCBI's taxonomy places the organism in Eukaryota, Metazoa, Chordata, Amphibia, Anura, Dicroglossidae.